AAUCCUACAAAUUUCGCACCGUUCCUUAUGCUUGAGGGGGUUCCUCCCAAACAAACAACUUCUCAGCACUCCCUUCUAAAACGCACAGUACCGGCAAGUUUCUUAAGUCUGCAUCAGGUUGAGUCAUCAUGUCGACCACCUCCCGGAUUCCGGUCGAAAUCAUGUUAUCGAAAUUCAACAAACGUGAUGAUUGGGGAAACAGGGGGGUGGAUGAUGGCGAUGGCAGAAGCCCAGUAGCUAUCGUGGGGCUCGUUGUAGCUGUCCUUACUUUACUUGUGGGGAUUGUGUCUCUUCGAAGCUCUCGAUUCCGUCGUUGGGUGUCCCAUUUAUUACCCUCUCGCUUCAUCAAAGUAUGCCCAUCCCUCGCUCUCCUACUUAGGCAUAAUUCACUCUUAAAUUAUUAAUCUUAUAAUCGCGAAUAGGAAGCCCUCGGAAUCACACUUCAAGAUCCUACGUCGGCAGUUGUCACUACCAUGCCGGAUUCAAGCUCCAUCCCAACCCCAGAAGUUCAGAUACCCAGCCCUGUUUUCAUUUACAAUGACUAUUCCAACGCCCACCUUGUUGAGCCGCAUUUCUGCUCCUUCUCAUACGGCCAAGAUGGCAGCGCCGGGGGAGGUUGCAGGGUACAACAAGCACUCGAACCACUAGUGCCGGGGAGACCCGGGCCUGUGGUUGCUGGGAAGGUUCCAGUAGGAUAGACGUUUUGUCUGACAUGCACCCCAGAGUGCUCUGAUAUUGUGUACGUGGGGUUUUCGGGCCGCCAGGCCAUUUACCUUUGUUUCUGCAUGUGUGCGGUAUCUGUGAUUGUUGACAUUUUCUCGACAAUAGGUUAAGUAAACUGUUGUCCUCUAUGACCAGUCGUGGGUGGGGGGCGGGGCCCUAACAGGAUUGUUAUUUCCUAUCUUACGGGGUUACGAUAGUACUUUAGCGAAAUGAUAUACUAUGGAAAACAAUUGGGCUAG
Messenger RNA from Tuber aestivum (summer truffle), 962 nucleotides. The record is from the annotation of a GenBank genome assembly. Lineage: Eukaryota; Fungi; Ascomycota; Pezizomycetes; Pezizales; Tuberaceae.